Molecule: messenger RNA, 3388 nt
Organism: Cherax quadricarinatus
Lineage: Eukaryota; Metazoa; Arthropoda; Malacostraca; Decapoda; Parastacidae
Source: RefSeq, a predicted model, not a curated record
AUGAAUAUAAUACUGAGAGAAACAUUACUGGGUACUUUUGUCAUGUUGAUUCCUCUCAUUAAAAGAUUAAAAAUGUUGUAGGUUGGAAAUAUGGCCAGGAUAUGUGACUGCAGUCAAUUAUCAAGAAGGAGGAAUUAUGCUGUGUGCUGAUGUGUCUCAUAGAAUUCUUCGCACUGAAACCUGUUAUGAUAUACUGGCUGACUUGCACCAGAUGCACAGGUCUAACUUCAAGAAUAUGGCUGUACGGGCAUUGGUCGGCUGUAUCGUUCUCACUAGGUACAAUAAUAAAUCUUAUCGCAUAGAUGACAUUAUCUUCAAUCAAAACCCCAGAUCCACCUUUACUAACUACAAAGGAGAGGAGGAUCUGGUCACUCCAGGUGUGUGGUGUGUGUUGUAUACUACCUAUACAGAACAAUACUGUAUGUACUUUAUGUUUAUAAUCAGUAUACUCUUUAUCCAACAGGGUUCAAAGGGGUUCAUAUGCUUGAUUCCAGAAUUAAGCUACAUGACUGGUCUGACAGAUGACAUGCGCUCUGACUUUCGUGUGAUGAAAGACAUUGCACAGCACACUCGGCUCACACCAACAGUGCGGCAAGCAUCUCUACGUGCGUUUGUAAAAAAUGUCAAUAGUAAGUGGAUGUAUAUGAACAAUAGUGUGGUAGAGAGCCGACUACAAACAAGCAUGAAGCAAAGGCUGCUGGUGAACCUGACGGUCAUGAGCAUAGAAUCUGACAUCCUGCUCUCAUUGGAUUUUGAUGGAGUCAUCAGAGACUUUUCUAUCAGAAAAGCACGGAAUUUGCAGAUAGCAGUCAUUAUAUUCCCAACCCAGCGUGAUGAUCGUUACGCAGCAGUGAAGCGUCUUGCAUGUGUAGAAUUAGCCCUUCCGACCCAGUGCAUCAACUCUCGCACAAUAAGCCAAGAUAGCAAAUUACGUUCUGUCACACAGAAGAUUGCUUUGCAAAUUAACUGUAAACUCGGUGGAGAACUUUGGGCACUGAAGAUUCCCAUGACUGGACUUAUGGUAUGUGGUGUUGAUGUUUAUCAUGAUCCAACUCGCCGAGGAGAAUCAGUAGUUGGGUUUGUAGCAUCUAUCAACCAGACUCUUACUAAGUGGUACUCGCAUGUCAGCUUCCAGCAUCCUGCUGAUGAAAUAGUACAUGGUCUUAAAAUGUCCUUGCUGGAAUCCUUGAGGCACUAUCAUAAGCUGUACCAUGUCUUGCCUCGUUCAAUAAUAAUGUAUCGUGAUGGAGUAUCUGAGGGACAGCUGAAACUUGUAGAAGAUCAUGAACUUCCUCAACUGGCCACCAUCUUUCAUCACUUUGCUUCUUAUGAGCCUAAAUUAUAUUUAAUUGUUGUCCAGAAAAGGGUGAAUACUAGGAUCUUUGCAGCUAUGCGCUCUAGAGAACUGGGAAAUCCACCACCUGGUUCCAUCAUUGACCAUACAAUCACUCGCCGUUGUUGGUAUGACUUCCUUCUUGUUUCUCAACAUGUAAGACAAGGCACAGUGUCUCCCACCCAUUAUGUUGUUGUACAUGAUGGAGGUAAGUUGAAAGUUGACAACAUGCAGCGUCUGACCUAUAAGCUAACACACCUAUAUUACAACUGGCCUGGCACAAUCCGUGUCCCAGCUCCAUGUCAGUAUGCCCACAAGUUGGCUUUCUUGGUUGGCGAAAGUGUCAAGAAGCACCCUGACAAUAAGCUGUGCGACAGACUCUUCUUCUUGUAGAUUUUUAAAGGUUAUCAGCUGUAGAGGACGAAGAACUGGAAGGACUUGUAGGGGUCCAGGUUGUAUCUUCUGAGAAGAAUUCCAUUAGUGUGGUCUGCUUUGUAAUUUUCUUUUUUCUUCAUAAAUUUAAUGAUGGCAUCAUAAAUGUUCGUCCAUUUGCCAUUCCACUUUUGUGAACCAUUCAACAUUCAGGUCCAUACCCUCUAGUUCUAGUAUAGUCACAUUUACUUUCGAGAAUACACCAGCUAACCCCUUUACAGUGAACUUUUGUACUUCUUCCAUUUUUUUCUCUUCCAAGUGCUGCUGAGCUUCCAACUCGAUCUUGUACUAUGGAGUGCAUAACAAAGUACAAAUUUCAACAACCCUUUCUCAGCCCUCUGAAUAUACACAAUACACAAAUAAUCUGCACAUAGAAGAGAGGAAUAUACUUCUGAUUACCUCACACCAUACACAUACAGUAUAUAUAUUAGAGACCCAUAGCAUUAACCACACCCAUUAGGCCUUCAUGACUGACUAUCUCUUUUCCUUAAAAAUUUUCUACUUGAAAAGUGCUGUAUGGUUCAAGUGAAUAAGUUUUUCUCCUGAUUUUGUGUAAAGGCAUACAGAAGGGCUGCAUCCUUAUUCCUAAUAGCUAUAAAUGAAUCUGCCUUGGUUCUUCCCGCAAGGACAAAGGCAGUUUAGUUGUCAGUUUUAAUGACCAUUUUACAGCAUACUACAGAUCACACAACUGGGCUACUUCAUGGUUUCAGGUUUUCCAUAGCUACAACAAACUUAACUAGCCUUCACAAGGCACCCAGUCAUCCCACAUCCUACUCUGUACCUGUAUGACUUCUCAAACCCUAUUGUAUUAUGUUUAAAUUUAUAGGCAUCUUUGUUGAAUGUUAUGCCAAUCUUACAUCACAAAAAUUUAACUUAUUCCCACAGUAUGUUUACCCCUUGUGAAUACUGUAUCUGCAAAUAAUUUGUCAAAGCCAUGGAAAGCAUUAACAUAUUCAGGCCACAAUUGCUUCCAUGUAUUGGUUAUUAUAGCAGUUGUCUCUUCCUUCCGGACUUUAUUGAUGGUGGUGGCAUUCAGGGUAUUAAAUUUCUUCAAAAUUUCUCUCCAUCACUAGAAGUGCUUAAGAAUAUUUGAAAAUUAAAUUUUCUGCAUCUUACACAAAAAUUAUGGUAAAAUACCUUUUAUAUAUACAGUGGUCCCUCAAUUAUCGUCCUUAAUCCGUUCCUGGAAGUGGGACUAUUAUUGAAAUAGACGAUUUUCGAAUCAAUUUUCCCCAUAAGAAAUUAUGUAAAUCCAAUUAAUUCGUUCCAGACACCCAGAAGUAUCGACAACAAUUUUCUUUUUACCUAAAAGAUAGAUUUACAUGCACAAAAGAAUGAACAUUCAGCAUGACAGUUACCUUUGUUGAAGGCUGUUGUUGAUGAAUGGAAGACGGGGAGGAGGAGAGAGGGAAGAGAGGUUAUUGUUUGGAAGGGGAAUCCCCCUCCAUAGUGACUCUAGGUCACUUCAGGGGUCACUUCCCUAGCAUAAGUAUAGAUUUACAUGCAGAAAAAAAUGCCAAAUAAAUGUAAAGCACUAAUAAAAUGUAUAAAUGAACAUUGGUAAUAGGGGUAGUUGGUAGGUAAGACACAUAGGCAACAGUUAGGCAACUUUAUUCCGAAACG